Messenger RNA from Mytilus trossulus (common blue mussel), 1787 nucleotides. RefSeq lists its product as uncharacterized. The transcript has 2 exons. NCBI's taxonomy places the organism in Eukaryota, Metazoa, Mollusca, Bivalvia, Mytilida, Mytilidae. Gene Ontology annotation, biological process: protein monoubiquitination. The record is from RefSeq and is a predicted model, not a curated record. The coding region runs from base 54 to 1787 and encodes 577 amino acids. Gene Ontology annotation, molecular function: zinc ion binding; ubiquitin protein ligase activity; protein binding.
AUUCCUUUUCCAGAGCACCAGAAAUCACAAUAUUUAGGAAAUAAAGAGAGAAUAUGGCUUCAUCAGGUAGGGACUGUUGCACCCUUUGUUAUGAUGAUGAUGGAUCAUCUAGAGAAGCUGCCACAUGGUGCACAGAAUGUGAGGUGCUCCUAUGUACAGACUGUGAAAAACAUCACACAAAAUCAAAAGCAUCUAAAGACCAUAAAACUAUGUCAACUAAAGACUACCAUAACUUACCAAAAUACAUGCUAGAAAUAAGUAGCCAGUGCCAAGACCAUAAGAAAAAGUUUGAACUUUAUUGUUCGUUCCAUUCCUGUCCCUGCUGUGUCCAGUGCAUCACUGAUAAACACAAAAAAUGUCAAGACCUGAAACCCCUGUCAGAUAUUCUGAAACAAGUAAAAUCAUCUGCCUCAGUUCAACUUUUUGAAAAAGAUUUGAAGAAUGUAAAGGAAAACUUAGAGGAAAUUAUAAAAUAUUUGAACAGCCGGAUGAACACAAAUAAUAGUCAGAAAACAAAGGCUGCAGAACAAAUUCGAUCUAUGAGGAAGUCGAUAGAUGAUUUUUUAAACAAAUUAGAACAAAAAAUUCUUGAUGACUUAGAAUCAGAGCAUACACAGCUAAAAUCUAAGAUGAACACUUUACUACAGCAACUGAAAACACAAGCCAAUCAGAUAAGCCAAUUGCAAAAUGAGUUUUCUAAAAUGAGACAAUAUGCAACUGAGCUACAAACGUAUGUUAGUCUGAGAGAUAUUGAGAAAACUACAUCACAAGCGGAAAAAUACAUAGAUGAAUUAAAAAGUGGAGACAAUUUGGAGGAAAAGAACUUAGCGGUAAUCAUUUCAUCUACCCUGCAAUCAAUUUUACAAGAUGUCAAAUCGUUUGGCAAUAUAAAUAUCAAUACCAGCCAAUCAACACUACAAAUUAAGCCUGGAAGAAAAGAUCAAGCACAGAACUUAGUUCCAGCUAUUCCUAGAAUUGAGGUAAUUAAACCAACAAUGUUGAGAACUCUGACAAUGCAAGAAGAUAUGCAAUAUGAAAUAAAUGCACCUAUCUGUAGGAUAUUACCUGAUGGUAAAUGUCUAAUUCUUAAUAGACAUACUUAUGGUAGAAGUCAUGCCCUCCUGCUAAUUGGCAAUGAUGGAAUCUUUGAAAAAAAAGUAACAACAUUCAGAGAAUAUCCUUGUGAUGCCUGCUAUGUCACAAAUAAUACAGUGGCUGUCGGAUUAGGAAUAAGCAAGAAGACAGUGCUGGUGGAUGUAGAAAAGAAUAAAAUUAUUCAAACAAUUCAACUUUCUCAUCAAUGUCAUAAAGUAGCAAGUGAUGGUAAACUAUUGGUCAUCAACGGUAUACAGACAAGAACUAUUGUUAAUCUGAAUGAUAUGUCUCAAACAAUCUUAGAAGGAGAAGAAGCAACACAAAUAUCAUUAUUUGAAGAUUAUAUCUAUGGUACCAUUUUCUCUGAAAACAAAGUCUGCUGCUACAAAAUAACUGGAGAACUUCUCUGGACAUUUCAGCAUCAUGACAUUAACUGCCCAGAAGGAAUUGCAUUAGACAAGAAUGGAUUUGUUUAUAUAGCUUCUAAAGGAAACAACAGUAUUGUGGUAAUAUCACAAGAUGGUAAAAUCUGUAAGACAAUACUAUCAGAGACUGACGGCAUCAAUUAUCCUGUAUAUAUAGAUAUUCACAGAGAAACAGGAAUGAUGAUAGUGUCAAGUGAAGUAAAGCAAACAAGUGCUAAGAAGAAUAGUGGUGAUCAUUACUUCACAGCAAUUAUUUAUAAAAUCUGA